AUGAAGUUUAGUGGCAACGAUGCGCUGGGCUCCACUCAAGUCAAGUGCAUCAUGUGGACUGCAUUUCCCUCUCAGCCUAGCGCCUACAAUCGUUGGCCACUCCAGUGGAAAUUCGUGGGACGCGUGGCAGCUCCCUAUAAAGGAGUCGUUGAGAUCAAACAGCUCCCUUUGAAUGGAGAUUAUUUUUCUGGGCUUCAUAUAGGAAUGUUGGGAAAUAGCUUUGGGGUUGCAAUUUGUCUCUCUUCCUCAAUGAAACAUGAACCUGUGAAAAUAGCUUCUGCCUCCCUUAAGAAACAAUCAAAUGAGUUGGGUGUUGUCUGGGUUGAGUGUGACCCUUUUUGGGGUGGGGGAGGUUGGGAUGGGGGUUGGGGAAGAUGA
Molecule: messenger RNA, 378 nt
Organism: Prunus armeniaca (apricot)
Lineage: Eukaryota; Viridiplantae; Streptophyta; Magnoliopsida; Rosales; Rosaceae
Source: the annotation of a GenBank genome assembly